Pectinophora gossypiella (pink bollworm) is the source of this 2100-nucleotide messenger RNA. RefSeq lists its product as uncharacterized. The transcript has 12 exons. Gene Ontology annotation, biological process: amino acid transport; carbohydrate metabolic process. The record is from RefSeq and is a predicted model, not a curated record. Bases 145 to 1983 code for a protein of 612 amino acids. Lineage: Eukaryota; Metazoa; Arthropoda; Insecta; Lepidoptera; Gelechiidae.
UCACUCAACAGAUGGUCGAUGCAACGCGAGUUGUGCGGUGAAAGAUAAUUUGAUGGUGCAAGUACCUUAAUUAUAUAGUACAGUGAAAGAGAGAGCUUUCUCAACCGCGAUUGUGAAACCGGUUCUGCAAGUAACCAAUUCAUCAUGACGGAGCCACGGAAAAACCAUCUCAAUAUAGAUGGGGCCCAAGUGAAAGACGAGGAGAACGUCGCUUCGUAUAAGCCAAUUCCGGAAUCUGAUCAAGAAUUUCGGCCCCCAUCCAAGGCAAGCCUCAGCAAGUCCAAGGAGCGCGUGUCAGACCCUGCAGAGGAGAAGCUGCUGACGAAGGAAGACGAGGCCAGGAUCGUGACGCGAGUGGACAUGACGGAUGCUGACGCCAAAUACGUGGUCGGCGACCACAGGAAUGGCGACGCCAAGAUCGAACUUGAUGCUAAUAAGCGGCAAUUCUCCGGGCUAACAAAGGAAGAGCUGCUCAAGUACGCGGACGACCCGUUCUGGGUGCGCCUGCGCUGGUUCAUGUUCGUGCUGUUCUGGACGCUGUGGCUGUGUAUGUUGGCUGGUGCCAUCGCGAUCAUCAUCAGGGCUCCCAAGUGUGCGCCGCCGCCGCCCAAGACCUGGUAUGAAGUAGGCCCAUUGGCAGACCGGACAUCAGAAGAGGCUGUUGACUACUCGGAACUUCAGGAGGAGCUGCCGCUGCUGGCUCGCAGCAAGGUGCAGGGGGUUUUCAUCAAUCCCUGCGCCGACACCUACCAAGUCCUCGACGAUGACACUUGCCUCGACCAGUUCACUGCCUUCCUGGAGACAGCCAAGCAGAAGAGCGUCAAGGUGAUAGUAGACCUGACAGCCAACUUCGUGUCCACCAGCCACGCGUGGUUCCUGGCCAGCGAGAAUAGUACUUCAGAGUUCGCUGACUACUUUGUCUGGGGCGCCGGGAAAGACUCCGACCCUGAUGGCACCAAGCCGCAACUGCCUAAUAACUGGGUAUCCCGUUACGGCGGCGAGGCGUGGUCGUGGAGCGAAAAGCGGCGCGCGUACUAUCUCCACCAGUACCACGUGCACCAAGCCGACCUCAACUUCCACAACAACGCCGUCGUCGCGCGCUUCGACCAGGUGCUCAACAAGUGGAUGGCUGCCGGGGCCGCUGGGGUCAGGUUACUAAAAGCCCGCCAGCUCCUAGUAAACAAAGCCCUCCCAGACGAGCACAUUGCCAAGGAGAAGACGUCCUUAGACUCCAGCCUUAAAGACUACAUGUUCCUGCGCCACAAGGAGACCAGCGAUCAGCCUGAACUGGACGCGCUGUUGGCUCAUUGGGCGCACAUCGUCACGCAGAAUGGACAGGACAAAGUGUUCACAAUCCACGAGGACGGCGUGCUGCAGCCGGAGUGGUACCGGCUGCGCAACUCGUCCGUGCUGCGGCCGCCGUGCGCCGCGCCCGUGGCGCUGGCCGCGCAGCCCGCGGACCAGCUGGCCCGCGACCUGGACCAGCGGGCGCACAACUGGACCGCCUUACAGCUGACGGCAUCAGACGAGGAUGCCAACACGGAGCUGGUGGCACUGGCGAUGUUGCUGCCGGUGACGCCGGUGCUGCAGCCCGGACAAUUGCCACGAGGCAAUGAAUCGCUGCCCAGCGAGUCAUUCGCGCACUUAGCAGCGUUGCGGGAUGACGACAGCAUCAAGUUCGGCGAGCGGCGCGUCGAGCCUGUGCCUGUCAGCAACUCCACCGAGCAGAUGAUCAUCUGCGCACGGUGGAAGGCCGGCCACACGGGCUACGUGGCGGUGUUCAACCCGGGCGAGACGGCGCGCGCCAACCUCACCGGAGUGACGUCACUGCCGGAGUCGCUCACCGUGCAUCACGUGUCACACGCCGUCAGGGUUGCUACCAACUAUACAAGCAACAGCGCGGUCCAAGCAGACAGUGUGCUGGUGCCGGGCGGCUCCUCCGUGGUACUCUCCUACGUACCCAAGACCACCGCAGAACAAUAAGCAAGCCAUUCAAUACAGUACAAUAAACGUGACAAUAUAUAGCUUGCCCGCGAUGUACCCGCGGCGAUUCGUUUGCAUUUCUUUUUUUACUGUUCCCAAUAAAUGUGUAGCAAUUUA